Octopus bimaculoides (California two-spot octopus) is the source of this 4120-nucleotide messenger RNA. RefSeq names its product anoctamin-7. The record is from RefSeq and is a predicted model, not a curated record. Gene Ontology annotation, cellular component: plasma membrane. Gene Ontology annotation, biological process: chloride transmembrane transport. Gene Ontology annotation, molecular function: chloride channel activity; protein dimerization activity. NCBI's taxonomy places the organism in Eukaryota, Metazoa, Mollusca, Cephalopoda, Octopoda, Octopodidae.
AAGAACAAGGAGUCGACGAAUAAGACAUAUCAGACGUCGAUAGCAGUGCACUUCUCCCUGUCGAUAGGGGCACCUAACCUCACCGACGCCACCACAUGCAUACUACUACUACUACUACUACUACUACUACUACUACUACUAGCAGUGCUACUGCUGCCGCUGCUGCUGUUGCUGUUGUCUUUGCUGCUGUUGCUACUGCUGCUACUAUUACUACUGCUAGCUGUAGUAGAUGUUCCGUCUUAUAGUUACAAACUGAUGUGUUUCCCGCUGCUUCUAGUCGUUAGUUAUUCCGUAGCAAAUAUUGGAUACAAUACUCGCUGCUAAGGUACCGGUUUAUUCAUAUUAACCCUGAGAUAACAUCACACACUUCAUUCAAUGAUCUCUAACAUAAGCUAGAAUUUAGUAUAUGGACUACCUUUCUCUUUCUCAAUGUCUGAAUCUAUGAUGGAUCUCUUGAACUCACUGCAACUGCAACUCUACUUCUCCAUUUUUGAUCCAAGUUCCUUCAUCAUUUAAAAACAGCUAAACACAAAAUCUUCACUUAGCAGUAACAGUUACCGUUCAGAAUGAUAUCUGACCUUAAGGAAAAGAAUAUAUUUAAAAUGGGAGAACAACCCGACAUAACUACAACCCAACUCGGUGUAAAAUUUAUCAACAAAGUGAAGAAGAAACGUCCAUUGAAAAAACACAUCAAACCAAAAUAUGUGAAACGAUUGAGUUCGUUUGAGUUGGAAUAUUCCAAAUUAGGUGACAAGCUUCUUCCUGAAAAGAAGUUUAUCGAUUACAUUCUUGUUCACCCCGAGACAGAACUGGUUAACGGUAACGAGGAUUGUCGGCAGAAGUUUGAAUGCAAACUUUUAGAAGAAGGUUUUCACAUUGAUAAGGAAGUAAUCAAUGGCAAUGUAUACAAAAUUAUCCGAUGUUCGUUCAAAAGGCUGUGUGUCGAAGCUGAAAGGGUGCGGCUUCAAAUGCCGCUAAGUCAGGGUAAACUGGAAAAUUUUGAUGAUCAAAAUUGCUUAACGACUGCAUUGUACAAUUACUUUGCAACUGAUGAUACAGUUGAUUACGUGAGUGCACCAUUCAUCAUGGAAAAAAUUCAUUGGUUUUAUUGCUAUGAAGAUCCAUCCCAAUUCUUCCGCCCAGCACUUCGGUCACUUUUGACACAUCUUAUUUUAAUCAGUCUGGAUUAUAGAGAUGAGAAAAGCCAUUCAGAGAAAGACCAAUCAGAGAAGGACCAAUCAGAGAAAGAUUUAAGAGGUUUGCUUUAUUUACUAAAACAUGAAGUGUAUCAUGAUUCUUUUAUCCUGCAUGAUGACAUCGAUGAACUGGAACAGAAAACAGUUGAAAGUCAGAAAUCUUCAGAAGACAAAACAUCCAGUGAUACAAAAAGUGAAUCGUAUGGGCAUGUCUGUGAUUCUCGUCACACCAUUUCUAAAAGAUGGACAGUUUUCUGGAAGUUUCAACCGCUUUGGAAAAUUCGAAAUUAUUUUGGGGAGAAAAUAGCAUUCUAUUUUGCUUGGACUGGUAUGCUAAUGACUUCGCUAUGGUUUCCAACUUUAUUUGGAAUUUUUAUAUUUUGUUAUGGUCUGAACUUAAGGUGUUCUCAGACUGAUCUCUGUAUUGGCCUCACUAACAGCAGUGGUUUUUAUAACGAAACAUCAACAAUUGACCAGAUUAAAAGGACUAUGAAUGAUGUCCUACUGGUGAUCAGGGAAUCUUUUGAUAAUAAUAUAACCCCUUACUUUGCCUUAAUCAUCUGUUUGUGGGAAAUUCUACUAUUACCCAAUGUGGGAUCGAUUCUUCAAAUAUCUGUGCUCAGGGUGUGUUUGGUCGGAGCCAGCGUCAUUGGUGUGAUUGUGUACCGUGUUAUCAUGUCAAUCGAAUACAGUGACAAUGUGACAGAAAUCGAAGGCUUCAUGAUAACCACCAUUGCAUCAUCCUUCCUCAAUGCUGUUUCCAUUCUUCUGCUGGGAACUGUUUACACAAAGUUGGCCAACAAACUCACGUGUUGGGAAAACCAUCGGACCAAGUCUAGUUUUGAUGAUGCUCUCAUCAUCAAACUGUUUGCUUUCCAUUUUGUCAACUCUUACAGUUCAUGUUUUUACAUAGCAUUUAUUAGAGGGAGAUUUUUAGAGCAUGGCAUCAUGGGAAUGGGUGCAAGUUAUCAAGACAAGUGCGAGGGCAGCUGUAUGUCUCAGCUGUCCAUUCAGGUGAUGAUACUAAUGCUGACCAAACCAUUUCCUAAAUUCCUGAAGGAUGUCAUCAUACCGCAAGUAAUAAAGAUAUGGCGCCGAAUACAUGUAAAGGGUAAUUUUGAUUCAAAAGUCAACAAUAUUGAUGAUGGUGUCACUACUGAAGGGGAAAACAAAAAAGCUGCGUUGGAGACAUGGAUUCAAGAUGAAGAACGGAAACCUGUUCUUGGAGAUUUUACAUUAGAGGAAUUCACUGAGAAAACGAUUCAAUAUGGAUAUUUAAUGCUGUUUGCGGCAUCGUUUCCUUUGGCACCAUUAAUUGCUCUCAUAACUAACUUCAUCGAUGUGAGAGUUGAUGCAAACCGAUUAUUAUGGACUUAUAGAAGACCUUUAGCAUUCAUAUCUCAGGAUAUUGGUAUGUGGUACCCAAUUCUUAGAUUUAUCAAUACUGUUGGUGUUAUAAGUAACGCAUUCCUUAUUGCCUUCACAUCCCAUUGGUCUGAGACAUUUAGUCUCUCUAAACGGCUCUGGGUUGUCAUCGGAUUUGAGCACAUUGUGUAUGGUGUGAAGCUGCUUAUAGAAAUAAUGAUUCCAGACACAACAGCCUAUGUGAAAAUGGUCAGGAGACAGAAUAAAAUGAAAGUUUCAGAAAGAUUAAAAUGCGAAACAAAAGACUAUCACAAUAUUGUACCCCAAGAUUCUCACAGAUCCUGGUUUGACUGCAAUGGACAACUGAAGGCAUUCAAAGAACCAAUUCUUGAAGAACCACCAGAAAAAAGGAAUUCCUGUUCUGUGGAGGAUGAGACUUCUUCUCCCAUAGAAUUAUCCCACAGCACGUCGUGUAAUUUAUCGACUCAGAAACAACAUCGACUGAAGAGAAAAAGCUUACAUGCCACAGAAAUGUUGAAUAAACAAAAGAAGGGUUCUGUAGCAGAUGAUGAAGAUGAUGGAGAUUCUGAUAGUGCCGCUGCUAAAACCCGUGAUCGUAUUAUUAACCGAAACCGUCCACAUUCUUUGGCAACUGCUGGGUCAAUAUCUUUGAGUCUUGGUAAUCAUCCUGCAAGUAAUUUAUAACAUCAGAUGCUUGUUCAAUAAUACCAACAACAACAACAACAACAAAGAAUGAUCAUUUCUCAGACGAUCCCUGAAACAUGAUGUCACUCAUUGAAAUGAAACAAACAAAAAUUUAUAUUUAUGAACAAAUCGUUUUUUUCCUCCACUGGUCCAUUUCCAGCUUUGGAUUUCAACCCUUUGAUGAUUCUCUUAGACUACUGGAAUGCAUUAAAAUGUCUUAUUUUUUCAUUAUUUUAUAUUUUAUUACUAAAAAAAAAAACCCAUUUAAUAGAUUCAUUCUUUCACUGUUGACUCUGUUUAAAUUUCACACACUUCAAUAUUUGUAUUUAUGGCCACAGCCUUAGGGCUGAAACAUAUAAAAGAAUAUAAUUGAGUGUAGCCAACAAGUAACAUGUGUAUAUGUUGUUGUUUGGGAAGAUUCACUAAUAUAGAAUGGACUAAAAAUGUGCGCAGACACAUACGAAUACAAACAUAAGAGAACAAACAAGAAAAAAAAUGUAACUUAUUUGAAGAACAAUUAGAAUUUGUUUCACAAGUUAUGACCUAACUGGGAAACCAUAAUUCCAUCUGUAGAUGAAUUGAUCUUAUUCUUUGUUUUACAACAAAACAAAAAGCAUUUGAUUAAUCCGGAAAAUGUCACCAAUGCAUUUUGAGCUAAACUUAAAGCUAUAUUUGUGGGUUUACCACCAGUGAAACUCAGGAAUAGUCUAAGAACAGUAACAAUGUUCAAAUCAUAUUUGUUGUUUCCAUUUCCAAAGUUCAUUUCAAUUCUUCAGGGCAUAUCGUUACUAAAUGCAAAAUUUACCUCAGAGGGAAAAGAUAAAAAUAAAACUCCGAGGUAUCAAACGAGGCUA